AUGUACGAUCACGUUCCUAAUCGUUCAUCUCCUAAUUUGGCAUCACUCGCCCGUCUCUCCCCCACUAAUUUCCUUAAUAUUGCACCGUCACACGUGUGUCUAAUGGUCGUAUCCACUUCCGGCAAACUGACGAUAACCGGUCCAGAGAAGAGAGAGCACGUGACCUCCCAAGCUGACAGCGUCACCUUCAAAUGCCCUUUCCAUUCUGACACCUUCAACUUGUUCGAUUAUCCGUUCAGAUGGAAAAAACAUCAGCUGGAUGAAACGACCGAGAUGAACACGAUGGGCAACUUGGUAGAACCAUUCCUCAAUGGAAGGUUCCAUCUUAGUUACUCAAACAACAGUCUGCAUUACAUUCUCGAACUCUCGAUCAUCAACAUCUCGAUGGAGGACGAGGCAAAUUACACGUGCGAAAUCAGAGGGCCGACCUCCAAGGUCGAAGGUCAGGUCGUCCACCACCUCUACGUCAGAGGCUAG
This is a messenger RNA of Helobdella robusta, 477 nucleotides long. RefSeq lists its product as hypothetical. The record is from RefSeq and is a predicted model, not a curated record. The coding region runs from base 1 to 477 and encodes 158 amino acids. The transcript is spliced from 4 exons. Lineage: Eukaryota; Metazoa; Annelida; Clitellata; Rhynchobdellida; Glossiphoniidae.